Hypomesus transpacificus is the source of this 4748-nucleotide messenger RNA. Its product is annotated as F-BAR and double SH3 domains protein 2-like. The record is from RefSeq and is a predicted model, not a curated record. Gene Ontology annotation, cellular component: recycling endosome; neuromuscular junction. NCBI's taxonomy places the organism in Eukaryota, Metazoa, Chordata, Actinopteri, Osmeriformes, Osmeridae. Gene Ontology annotation, biological process: neuromuscular synaptic transmission; regulation of actin filament polymerization. Bases 241 to 2499 code for a protein of 752 amino acids. The transcript has 21 exons. Gene Ontology annotation, molecular function: protein binding.
UCGCUCCUCUGGUCCUCAGUACACAGCGGUCUAUCAGUUGGAGUGCAGCUAGCGUGGAGUUUCAACCAGCGGAGUAGCGAGCCACAGCUAUCUAUCAUGGCCGCCAGAGUCCAAAUCUGAAUGCUCUUUUCUCCCUGUUCUCCUCCUUGGAGAUUUUAAAGGAAUUAUCCACACCCUUCGAGGUUUAUUCGGACUAAAUACAUUUCCCAGGGAAUAUACCAUUCAUGUCAAUACCUAAAUAUGCAGCCACCGCCGAGAAAGGUAAAAGUGACUCAGGAGAUGAAGAACAUUCAUACGGAGCAGAUGACCAGACUGCACCUGAAACACCAGACGGAAUGUGACCUACUGGAAGACAUGAGAACCUACAGCCUGAAGAAGGGACAGCUGGAAAGGGACUAUGCACAGGCACUGCAGAAGUUGGCCAGCCAGUACCUGAAGAGGGACUGGCCCGGAAUCAACCCAGAUGACCAACGUACAGACUACAGGAACGUGUAUGCGGUGUGGAGGUCCUAUCUGGAGGGCACAGUGCAGGUCACCCAGUCUCGCAUGAACGUGUGUGAGAACUACAAGAACGAGAUCUCCGACCCAGCCAAGACCGUGCGGCUGUUCAAGGAGCAGCAGCUCAAAAAGAGUAUAGAGCAGCUGAGUCAUAUCCAGGCCGAGCUCCAGGACUCGGUGAAGGACCUGGCCAAGGCCAAGAAGAAGUACUACGAGUCAGAGCAGGUGGCCCAGGCUGUACGAGAGAAGGCCGACAUCGAGGCCAAGUCGAAGCUGGGGCUUUUUCAGUCCCGGAUCAGUUUACAGAAAGCCAGUGUGAAGUUGAAAGCGAAAAGAAGUGACUGCAACUCCAGAGCGACCCACGCCAGGAACGACUACCUGUUAACCCUGGCUGCUGCCAACGCCCACCAUGACCGCUACUACCAUGCAGACCUGCUGCACUGCAUCCAGACGUUGGAUGGAGGUAUAUAUGAGCAUGUGAAGGACUAUCUGAUAGCGUUCUGUCGAACAGAGCUAGAGGCUUUCCAGGCUAUCCACAACACCUUCCAGUUUCUCCUGGACAAAUCCAGUAGGGUGAUGCAGGAGUUCAAUCAGCAGCUGUUUAUGAAGGAGAACCCCAUGUUUCACAAAGCACAAGACUUCCAGUUCCAACCCAGUGAAUGUGACACGAGUCGUCAGCUGGAGUCAGACACAGGAACCACAGAGGAACACAGCUUAAACAAGGAGGCCAGGAAGUGGGCGACCAGAGUGGCCAGAGAACACAAGAACAUCCUCCACUACAAGAGGACUCUGGAGGAGUGUGAGACGCACGGCGUCUCUCCCUCGGAGCAGGCCCGGAGUGAGCUGGAGCUGAGGAUCGAGGAGGCCAGGGAGAACAUGCGCAAGGCUGAGAUUGUAAAGCUGAAAGCUGAGGCCCGGUUAGACCUACUAAGACAGGUGGGAGUCGCCGUGGAUACGUGGCUGAAGAGCGCCAUGAACCAGGUAAUGGAGGAGCUGGAAAAUGAACGCUGGGCAAACUACACUACCCACGAUCCCUCACUCGCGGGCCCCGUGGACCUGGAGCGAGGGGAAGGCGAGGAGUGCGAGGAGAGCAUGGAGGUGUUUGACGACAGCAGCUCCAGUCCUUCUGGAACCCUCAGGAACUACCCUCUCACCUGCAAGGUCCUCUACUCAUACAAGGCGUCCCAGCCUGAUGAGUUAACCAUAGAUGAACAAGAAGUGUUGGAGGUCAUAGAGGAUGGAGAUAUGGAGGACUGGGUCAAGGCUCGUAACAAGAUAGGCCACGUAGGGUAUGUACCUGAGAAGUACCUCCAGUUCCCCACCUCCAACAGCCUACUGAGCAUGCUCCAGUCUCUGGCGGCGCUCGACGCACGCUCACACACCUCGUCCAACUCCACCGAGCCUGAACUCCACAGCAGCAGCCUCAACGGAGACGCCAACGUGAGCUACGUGCGGGCGCUGUACGACUACGAGGGCCAGACGGACGAGGAGCUGACCUUCCCCGAGGGCGCCGUCAUCCGCCUGCUCAGCCGCGACACGCAGACGGACGACGGCUUCUGGGAGGGCGAAUUCAGCGGGCGGGCGGGGGUGUUCCCCUCCGUGCUGGUGGAGGAGCUGACGGAGGACGGGGAGAACGGCGCCGACACGAGGAUCUCUCCCUCUCAGAGGACGCCCUCCCUGCUCCCGCCCCUCCCCCUGUACGACCAGCCCCCGGCCGGCUCCUACGCCAGCCCGGCCACGCCCCCGCCCCUCCCCCGCUCGCCCUCCGUCAACGGGGACCACCGGCCGCCGCCGCCUCCCUCGCAAAAGGGGCCCGUGCUCAACCACAGUGCAGGUCUGAGUCCUUUAUCUCCAGGGUUUCAGCAGCCGCCCCCACGCCCCAGCCCCGAUAGCGUGGGCCCCAGCAAGCUACGGCCGGUGCGUGCCGCCCCCCCUCCCCCCAAGCAGCACGCCCGCCGGCAGGCGGAGAAGACGGAGGAGGUGGAGAUCACGCUGGUGUGAGGCUGGGGGGGGGGGGGGGUGCCCUGAGCUGCACCCUGGACCCCCCUCCACUGGGAAGAGGGGAGGAGACCUGGACCGCCCCCGAACGCCAGACGGCUUCCUCUCCUCUCCCAUGAGACUCUCUGUGGCCUCGACCUCGUCGCGCCUCACCGUUGUGACCGAAGGAAUUCAGCCGGGCGGAGUAGGAGGAUGAUGCAGGGGGUGGAAAGCGGUGGAACCGGGACGUGAGAGUCUGGAAGAGGGAGGGGCUUAUCUGUGUUCCUCCCCCCCCAUUCACGCCAUAUAUAGUCAUAUCAUACGUAUUUAAUGUGUAUUAGUACAGUACAUUACUGUUGUCAUAGGAAUGCUCAACGUUUUCUAUAGCCUAACCCGCUGAAUGGAGUAUCUAUUUGAUAUGUAGUAGUCUAUCCAUAUUGCGACCUGAAAGGGCAUUGUACAUACAAAAUAAGGGAAGGGAGAGAUGAUGGGGGGGGGGGGGUGGGCAGACUGAGAGAGAGAGAGGGGUUUGGGGGGGGCUGGACCCUCCCUGGACACAUUGCUCUCGUCUUGAGUUUCUUCUCCAUCCCCCCUUCCCUUCUACCUCCACCCUUCUCUUUUCCCUCCGACAGGCUGUUUGUUUAUUGGCAGUCUGUUUGAGUCCCCCCCCCGUGCUCCCUCACACACACACACACAGAUACAUGCCCUCUGUGCUUCUCCCUCUGUUAAACAGCGUGUGUUGGUUUCCCCCUAAUAUUUCGUUCCGCGCCGGAACCGCAGGGUAGAUUGGUCAGUGGAACUGUUCUAAAUGGUGAAAUGGCUGCUUUCUAAUCCAAUCUUCUCUUAGACGUUGGUGUUAUCUGUUGUUACACAGCAGCGCACAAACACACGCAUACCUGUGCUGCUUCAGAAGACUGCCCCAGCUCACAGCUCCAGACCUGCUCUAACCACCUACCUACUCCCGCGAACCAUUCUUCAAUUUACAAACUUUGGCAGACGAAGCAGGCAGCUGUCUUAUUUUCGCUGUGUUCUUUCUUUUGCGUUUGAGAGCCGUUGACCUUUGAACCCCGAACGUGUCAAUCAACUGCUCGACAAUGACAGCGCGGGAAGAUGGAGGUGAACUGAGUUUCGGAUCUCUGAGCCCCCCGCCCCGACCUUCCACCCCAGCUACCGAGGAGGCUGCAUAGCACUUUUAUUUAUUAUCUUCUCUCGUUUCUCUGCCACUGUUGUUUUCUUUGGUUUUGAUCAUUGUUAGCUCUUAAUUUCACUGCACCUCUCAUUGUCUGGGAUCUGAUUUGAGUCUGAAACAUGAGUUCAGAUUCCCAAACUCCUCCUGAUUGAGCCAGAACACGGGGACAGUGUGUCUGUCUGUCUGGCUCCUUGUCCAUCUGUCUGUCCUUCCGUCCAUCCCGCUGUAAGAUUGUCUCCAUCUUGUUUCAGUGUGUCUGAAAGCUGUCGUUCCCUCCCCUUGUUCUACUCAUAGAAGGAGAGAGAGAGACACCGGCAAUCUGAGAUGCAAGCCAUGUGUUACUCCGUGUGAAAAUAAAGAUUUCAACAACACAAUAAUAAGGGAUGUAUGUAAGAAUACAUGGACAAAAUGGGGAUUGGGUUUUUAGAAACUGGCGUGUUUGGGGAAUGAUUAUGACGAGUACAGAUGUGGCGGGUAAGAUCUGGGUUCAGCUGGUUGCAGCCGCCCCAGCCUGCGUGUGUCUGCCUGUCGGGAGAAAUGACUCUGAAACUCUGACUUCCGAGAUCACCCGGAACCUUCUUCCUGCGUGUCAUUGCAGACGGGAAGCCGACCCCUGCUCAGUGCAGAUGGACGACUCUCUGCAGAUGCCCGCUUGAUCUUUCUAAGAUCUUUAGAGUGUUUAUCAAACUUGUUUUGAAGUUUAUGGUUUACAGCGACAACCUCUAUCCUGUCAGAAGUCCGUCCUCGCCCUGACGACUGACUAAACACACACGACUGUAUCCCAUCACUUGGUUUUCUAGCUACGGCUCUAUAAUCCUGAAAAAGAGAUGUCCUUAGUUCCUGUGGGUUUUAUUUUGUUUCUUCUUAUUUUGUUUUGGUUAAAAAGAAAAAAAAUAUUUCAGUUGAUUUGGAGAUGUUUCAGAGCUGCUAAAAAGGAUGUGGUUGAACAACAGGCCUUUUUUGUGGCGGUGUCAUGAUGACACUGUUGAGAACAGGCACAACAUUAUUUCUGCUUAUUAUUGGCUGUAAAAAAAAGUUUGUAUUUAUUGUGUACAAAUGUUAAAUAAUAAAAGAUACAAAAGUC